Xyrauchen texanus (razorback sucker) is the source of this 4148-nucleotide messenger RNA. RefSeq names its product M-phase phosphoprotein 8 (gene mphosph8). Lineage: Eukaryota; Metazoa; Chordata; Actinopteri; Cypriniformes; Catostomidae. The record is from RefSeq and is a predicted model, not a curated record. Gene Ontology annotation, cellular component: cytoplasm; nucleus. The transcript is spliced from 14 exons. The coding region runs from base 101 to 2920 and encodes 939 amino acids. Gene Ontology annotation, molecular function: protein binding.
GCUGCGUGUGUGUGGAGUAGUUCAGUAUCCGCGCGGCCUUCACGCUGUUUGCAUACAUUUAUCAGUCUCUAGCGUAAAUAUCUACUAUUUUAAAACGUAAAUGGCCUCCGGAGCCGAGCGAGCGGAGCCUGGAGACAGUGAACAGGAUGAAGAAGAUGUAUAUGAAGUGGAGAGGAUUAUUGACGUGAGGGUGGUUGAGGGAGAGGUGCUGUACCGGGUGCGAUGGAGGAACUAUUCAUCAGAUGAUGACACCUGGGAGCCCGAGGCGCACUUGGACGACUGCAGGGAGGUGUUGCUGGCUUAUAAGAAGGCCCUAGCUGAGAUCAAGCCAAAAAAAGACACUGUCAUGAAGCUGCCCAUGAAGAGUGAUUUGUUUGAUGCUGACUCGGAGAGUGACAGUGAUAAGGAUAAACCCAAAGAUUUGCCUAUUAAGAAGAAGAAAAAUAAGAUAGUGGAGGAAUCAGAAGAUGAGAUGGCCGAGAAGGAAAAGAAGAAAAAGAAAAAGGAGAAAUGGAAGGAUGACAAACCUCUGCCAGCACCUGAAUCAGAUGAAGAGGAGGACAGCAGGGAACCUUUCCCGGUAGCUCCAAAAAAAGAAACAAAGAAGAGGCUCAUUGAAUCGGAUGAAGAAGAUGCCCCAGUUACUCCUAAGAAACAAAAGAAGGGCGAAAAGGCUAAAGAUGGAAUAAAGCAAAAGAAAGAGAUUGUGGAGGACCGAAAGAAAAAGAAAGUCAAGUCCAGAAAAGAGAUUGAAUCCUCAGAUGAAGAGGGUGAUAAGAGUGAUGAGUCCCUCACGGAUGAUCCGACAAACGCGGAACCUCCUAAUUAUUCCUCGAUAAACAAAGCCAUGGACAAAUCUGCACGAAAUGAGAGUGGGGUGGAUCCCAAGCAGGCCAAGACGAAAAAGGGGAAGUCUGAUAUGAAGCUGCAAGGUUUCAAAGACCUGGUUCAUGAGAAGAAGCCUAAAAAAGAGGUCUCAAUUGCCACACUCAAAGAGGGUGGUUUAAAUAAGCUCAAGAGCCUCACGAGUGGCAAGAGUACCAGCAAGUCUUCUCGCAGUGAUGAGGAGCCUGACUCCAGCGACACCGGUGCAGCGACAUCCGCACCAAAGACAAAGGUCAAGAGCAAAGGGCAGGAAACAACCCCACCUUCUCAGAGGCUCUCAUCUGCAUCUUCCUCCUCCUCUUCCUCUACAUCAUCAGUGGCCCUAACCAAGUCCAAAGAGGAAGAGCCAAAGGAAGAGGGUGGGGAGAAGGGGGGUUCCUCCACUAACCUGUUUGAAAAGUUCCUGCUGAACUGUGAGGCGAAAGAUCGUGCACCAAGGAGACAAGCAGAACAGAACAAGAAUGCAACUCCAAAGGCUGCAGGGAAAAUUGACAAGAAAUCGAAAUUAUCAAAGCAGUCUCCUGCACGAAAACCUGAGCCAGAGAAGACAAAAGAGGUGCCACGACCCGGUCAGAGUCCCGUCUCCAUGGAGACAGAUGAGAAACAGUGGGCAUCCGAGACAGAGAAAAGUUACAAAUCUGAUGAGCCACCUCCCAAGUCAAAGGAGGAAUUACUUCGGGAGCAGAGAGAGGAAGAGCAAAGGAAGAGGAAGGAAAAGUUGGAAGAAGAAGAGAGAAAGAGGAAAGAAAGGAUUGAAGAAGAGGAGAGAAAGAAGAAAGAAAGAAAAGAAGAAGCCCAACGGGAGAGAAAAGCACGGAUGGAGGAGGCACAGAGACUUGCAGAGGAAGCCAGGCAAGAACGCCUGGAAAGGAAGAACAUGACUGAGCCAUUGGCUUCUCCUGACUCCACAGAAGAGUCUAGAUGGAAGGAUAAGAGGAGGAGAAGGAGGGAGGAAAGUGAAUCAAGGCUCUUCAUUGCCUGCGAUGACAAUCAGGACUCUCAGGAGCACAUGGAGCGCUCAGACAAAACUGACAGGGGACCACCUUCUCUUAAUCUUGGGGUGGAGCUGAAGCUUGACUGGAUGACACUGGAGGACUUUCAGAAACACUUGAAUGGAGAGGAUGAGAAUCUCUCUCCACUAGCCUUAACUCCUACUGAACUGCGAGAAGCAGUGAAAAAUGGGAAUUAUCUGGCGGUGAAACGUGCACUUAGUUCCAAGGAGGACUACAAUCUGGACCAGGAGGACUCUAGUGGGAUGUCCUUAACGCUGCUGGCUGCUGCAGGAGGUCAGGAUGACAUCCUCAGGCUUCUCAUUAAGAAAGGAGUGAAGGUCAACGCCAGGCAGAAGAACGGCACCACUGCCCUGAUGCAUGCUGCAGAUAAGAGCUUCUUGACAACAGUAGCCAUUCUUUUGGAGGCUGGAGCUUCCGUAAAUGCCCAAACUCAGGCUGGAGAGACGGCUCUUAUGAAGGCUUGUAAGAGGGGAAAUGCAGAUGUAGUGCGCCUCCUGCUGGAAAAUGGGGCUGACUGCAACAUCAUGUCUAAAUACAAGAACACUGCCUUUUACUAUGCCAAACUUAGUAACAAUCUGAUGGUGCGGGAUCUCAUCAAAGACCACAUGCAAACGUUAUCAACUGUGGCAGAGGAGACAAUCAGAGCUUACUUUGAAACACGACUGGCCCUGCUGGAACCUGUAUUUCCUCUGGCCUGCCACAGACUGUGUGAGGGGCCAGACUUUUCACUGGAGUUCAACUACAAACCCUCUCAACACACACCUGGAGAAGGAUCUGGCAUCCUGCUGUUUAUCUUCCAUGCAAACUUCCUUAAUGAGAUCACAGCUAGACUCUGCGGACCAUGUAGUGUUCAUGCUGUCGUUCUGAAUGACAAGUUUCAGCUGCCAAUCUUCUUGGACAGCCAUUUCAUCUACUCUUUCAGUCCUGUUCCAGGAGCCAAUAAACUGUUCAUCCGUCUGGCAGAGUCACCCACAGCUAAGGUUAAACUCCUCAUUUGUGCAUACAGAGUCCAGCUACAUUGAUGCCUCCACCCCAAAUCGAAGGUUACUGCAGAAGCUCUGCCUCUCCAAGAACUGAGACUUCUCCUACACUUGUAAACCAAGCAACAUGCAAUUUAAGUUUAGAAACAUUUUUGUUUUACUCUACAAAAAAAGAAAAGACUGAAAGACUAUAGUACUAACAAGUCAAUAACAACAAAUGCUAGUUUUACUUUAAAUGCAUGCUUGGUUAAGGGUUGCAAGUGUUCUCUGAUUUUAGAUAGUGACUGCAUUACAUGUGAGGUCAGUUUGAAAUGUGACAAAUUGGGCUUGUAUCUAAGAGCCAUUUGUAAAUCUUGUUUGUAAAGUGUUCCUUUUAUUUUUAUUAUUAUAAUUUUUUUUUUUAAAUUAGAUUCAUGUAUCAUUCAAGAUUAACACACUGUUCUGUUUUAUGUUUUGUGUGCUUAACUUGACCACACACUUGUCUGGUGUGCGUCUGUCUGCUUGCUAGUGCACAGUGAGAGAGUAAGUGCGAGACUGUGAGUGAGUGAACAGUUCUUGCUUGUGGGACCAUGACAAGACUGGACCCAUGUGUGACUUUUAAUACCAGAGUAGGUUCGUUCUAAACAUGCAAUCUUUUUUUCUGACAAUGUUCAGAUUUUUUAGUAGCCAGGAACUAAUGGUUUGAAUCCUAAAUUUGACAAAGUGGAGCCAUUACCAUGGAAGGAAUGUAUGAAUGUUUGGGUUGUAAGUCGUUUUAAGGGCUAGUGUGUCUGUGUCUGCAUUGGGAGGAGUCACACUGCUAAAAACCAUCUAAGUAGGAGUGAUGCAUGUUUCUUUAAUGCUGAUUUUGGAAAAUUAAAGAACCUGACUUUUUAUCAAAUUUGUGGACUAUUUGUAUCUGCAGGUUGUACACUGUAUAAAUCUGAUGUUUCAUCAGAUUUCACAUCACAGAGUUCAGUUUUGACAAAACCAUACAAUACCCAGCACAUAAGCUCAGGUCAUAUCGCUCACACAGGUCACAUGACUGUAGAUUUCAUAAACUAUGUAAAAUCAUUUAUGACUGAACUAAGAGUGAGAUUUGAACUGUGCAGCUGAUCUCUCUAGAAAGACAAUGCGUUUGAACCGUUACGAAGAGUUAUUUUAUUCUGUUUUUCAUGGGCUACCUUUCUUUGUCCCUCCUUUGUGCUGUUAAUAAAUUAGAGAAAGACUCCUCAUUUAUUCACUUCCUCUUUUGAUUACAGUAAAUAAACUGUACAUAUAUUUCCAUAAA